Messenger RNA from Chrysoperla carnea, 594 nucleotides. RefSeq names its product b(0,+)-type amino acid transporter 1-like. NCBI's taxonomy places the organism in Eukaryota, Metazoa, Arthropoda, Insecta, Neuroptera, Chrysopidae. Gene Ontology annotation, molecular function: L-amino acid transmembrane transporter activity. The record is from RefSeq and is a predicted model, not a curated record. The transcript is spliced from 3 exons. Gene Ontology annotation, biological process: amino acid transmembrane transport. Gene Ontology annotation, cellular component: membrane. Bases 64 to 594 code for a protein of 176 amino acids.
CAAUAAUAUUAUUCAUAAUUGUUGUUCGUUUUUCAUGUUUUAAGUUUUACCUAUUUGUUACAAAUGGAAAAAGGUAAAUCCACAAAUGAAAAAGAUUCAGAAUCGACUACUGUCAAAAUGAAAACUGAAACGGGAAAUGUUGAAUUAAAGAGAGAAUUAGAAUUAGUAUCGGCUAUUAGUUUUAAUAUUAGUUGUAUGAUUGGGUCAGGGAUAUUUGUUUCACCUACAGCAGCGUUUUCAUAUUCUGGAUCCAUUGGAAUGUGCAUAAUUGUUUGGUUCACAUGUGGGCUAAUUUGUUUACUUAAUGCAUUAGUAUUUGCGGAGCUUGGAACUGUUGUACCUAGAUCGGGUAGUAUUUAUGCAUACUAUACGGAAGCAUUUAAUAAUCUACAUCCGUUUUGGGGACCAAUACCAGCAUUUAUGUAUGCGAUAUUAAAUACUAUUAUAUUACCACCAGCUGGUAUUGCAAUUAUAACCAUGAGUUUUGCUGAAUAUGUUUCUGAACCAUUCUUUUGUAUACUUCAAUUGAAAACAGAAAUAUUUGGAUAUGAAAAAAAAGUUAUUGCUAUUAUGGUUUUAGGUAUAAACAAGUGA